Molecule: messenger RNA, 1073 nt
Organism: Desarmillaria tabescens
Lineage: Eukaryota; Fungi; Basidiomycota; Agaricomycetes; Agaricales; Physalacriaceae
Exons: 7
Coding region: 30-773 (247 amino acids)
Source: RefSeq, a predicted model, not a curated record
CCUGACCCGCAAACUUUACCUGCCUUUUCAUGUCUGCUCCACCAUCCACAGGGAUACUCAGUGCCAAUCCUGCCGCUCAAAGGAAAAAGAAACUUCCAACUGCCGGGGUCAACAUAUUGAAAGACUUCUUUAACCAUGUUUCCCAUGACCCGAGCCAUGCACAGCAACAGGCCUUACUUGAACAGAUACAUCCCAUUGAUCCAACCUUUGAGCCUAAACACCUGGCAUCUUGUUUUCCGACCUCGUUCUCACGCGACCUCGUUUCAUCCGCAGGCAGGACACAGUUGAACCCAGAACAGAUCAAGCACCUUACGACGCUCUACAAUGCCGACAAAAAUCCCACCUUGCAGUUAGCCGUGGUGACAGAGUGGAUUACCGAGAGAAACAAGCCUCCGAGUCCGGCACCUACCGUUUCACCUGAGCCUCCCUUCUCCAAUCCCCCCUUUUGCAUACCGGCGUUCGACCUCAGUCCCCCCGUUCGACCUACCCUUUCGCCUAUAUUACCUCCUGCAUUACCCCGUUCCACAAGCUCUGAAGACACGUAUAAAAUGGGCUGGUUGACCACGUUUUCCCAGUUCGACGCAGAGACAACAGAACCGACUGGUCCGAUGACAAGAGAAAGGCUCAACGAGCUCUUUACGCCUCAUCAAAGGAACAUAAAGUCGUUUCUGGGCAAGGUCAAGACGGGUGAAAUGAGACACCAAGGAUACACUCCGGGUAUUUAUGUUUACUCCUUUGUUCUUCUUUCCGGACUGAACCAUGCGCUUGUCUAGCAAUGGCGAGACCUUGAUCCGAGACUCGCACCCCCUGGCCCAACUGUAUGCGCUUUGCUAUCGUAUCGCUAUCGUAUUAUGCUUUCUAUUCUUCUUUCAUCCUCGUCCUUUUAUUGUAAAGUCUCGGGCUAGCAUGUGAGCAUAAAAAAGCAUGCGCACAUGCUAGUCUGAGAGUUAGUCAAGCAGUUUCUUAUACCCAAAGCAUUGUAACACCACCAGCAAUGACCCGCGAAAACGUUAAUAGCAUUCAGAUGAUUGUAGAUAUGUGGAGAUGUACAUUGUAGAAAGCAAUAACGAUAA